Portunus trituberculatus (swimming crab) is the source of this 2721-nucleotide messenger RNA. RefSeq lists its product as uncharacterized. The record is from RefSeq and is a predicted model, not a curated record. The transcript has 7 exons. Lineage: Eukaryota; Metazoa; Arthropoda; Malacostraca; Decapoda; Portunidae. Bases 524 to 1777 code for a protein of 417 amino acids.
ACUCCCACAUCCCGAGUCCCGACUGCGGCCAGUGUGGUGUUGUGUAGUGGAGAAGGUCUACGCGCAAUGAGUGUGCUGCUGUACUACAAAGAAAAUCCCUACAAAAACAAUCAGUGUUCUCUGUUUCGUGUGUUGGCAGAUUGCCUGGGAAGUUGUGAAGUGCUGUACUGCAUUUGAUGAGUGCUGAAGGCUGCAGGAUGGCAGGAGCAACUAUCGACUGUAACUUUAGAACACGCGACUAAAGUAGGCUCAGAAAUUUAAAAUGUUUAUGAUGCUGUUUACUCAAGUUUUUUGCUUGUGACCAUGAAAGAGGUGAUUUGCUCCUGAAAUAGUGGUUGAGCCCAAGUGGUACCUUGAAUGUCUCUUCAAAUUAGAAAAUAUGUUUGCAUUAAAUAAGCCACAGUGAUAUUUGAAACAACCAAUGUGUGAAUAGCCUGCAUAGAACAAAACAAAGGUGGAAAAAAAAAAAAACAGCGUGAAUGUAGCCCUGUCACCUUCCUGAGUCACCACCACACAGCUCAAGAUGGGUUGGCUCGCCGCUUCCUUGCUGACCGUGACCUUCAUGAUCUCCGCGGCCACCCCUGAUGGAGGGGUGUGCCACUUACAUAACUACGUUUCAUCAUGUGUGCUCAACAUCUUGGAGGAACACAUUGAAGCUACUGCCAUCAUCAACCAUUGCCAUGUGCCCCUUGACAUCACCUUUCUCAUUGUUUACCAGUACAAGAAUAGCACACGGCACAGCUGGAAGUACACUUUUGUGACCUCAAACCAGAAUGAGAGGGUGUUGAUCCCUGGCCUCCUGUUGCCCAGUGCUCCACACGCCCCAGUGUUCCUGUAUGCUCGUGUUCCUGAAAGAGAGUUUAACAUGCACAACUCCUCUUUUGUGGCCAUUCAGGCCUCAUUCAUUGCUGAACUGGGUCGAGACAAAUGGGAGGAGGCAGACUUCCUCAAUCACACUGUGUUCAUUUCACCCUCCAGUGACUGUCACUUCUCCAGAGAUGGCACAGACCCCAUACCAUGGAUCAUAGGUGGUUUGUUUGCUGUGGCUCUUCUCUCUGGACUGCUUGGGGGUGGGUAUCAUCUCUACCGCAAGAGGAAGAUGGCUGCAGACCAGCUGGCUCUGGUGUCGGCCAUGGAGGUGGGAAUGCCGGGUGCUCAGCCUUACCAGAUGGAUACUGUGGUUCAGCAAACCAUAACAGGGGAACCUUCAGGCCGAGAGAAAACAACAGAUGACAGCAGCACAAAUGGAACAGCAGACUGCAUGGCAAAGAGGCCAAAACCACCUGACCAGGGAACCAAUGUGGAAGAACCAAGUGGAAGAAAAGGUUUCAAAUUUGGGAGACUAAAGGAAGAAACUAGUUUUCAGGAUAAUGCACCAGAGUUUGAUGAUUCUUCAGUUAUCAUUGCCAAUCCAGCAUAUCAAGAGGGAAAUCAUCAAUUACAGAAGCAAGCAGAAAUUAUUAAGCAAGAACAAGCAGACAAAUUUAGUCUAACAUCUCAGGACCACAAGCUUUGCCAAGGGGGAGGUAUAGUGAACUGCAUGUAUCAAGAAGGGGUGGAUACUUUCCAUCAGGGACUGGAAGAGGAAGAGAAAUAUCAGGAAGUGUUGGAUGAGAUGACAGCAGGCAAUGACUGUAAAGUGGAAAUUGAUGAAAGUCUUGAGGGAAGCAGUCAGGUGGGCCAAGGAGCUCGUAGGAAAGUGCGAGGAGCCGUCUCAUCCUCUACCAUUGCGACAACUAAAGUAGUGGAUGAUGGGGACUCCCAAAAGUGUUUAUGAUGGACACCCAGGUCUGAAGCAUAUUGAUCAAUCAGAAUUCAUCCAGGAAUUGUUAGAUGAGAUAGAUAUCAAAUAAGCCACUUAAAUGAUUUGCAUUUGCAAUGUAUAUGAAUACUCAUUUGAUAUGUUACAGUUGAUUGAUCAUUAAACAAUAAUGAAGUUUAUCAUUGCUGUAAAUGAGUGCUGUAUUUCAAAACAAAAAGUAAACUUGUUAAAUGCUUGCUACAUGCAAGCUGAUAACAUCAUUGUAAAUUGACAAAUAAUGAAGAUCAUAAACAAUUCUCAAAAGAUUUCAUGGAGUCAUGGAAGAAAAUCUGGAGUGAGGGAUGGGGAGUAGCAAAGUUCCUACUUUUCUUUACUCUUUCGUUCAUAAAAACACAACUGUUCAUCGUCACUUAUUUUUUUAACUAAUGGGCAUUCUGUGAAUAUGUCUUUUUCUUUUAGGCUGUAUAAAAAGAAACUAAGAAUAUUUUGAUUAGCAUCUACAUUGAUGUUUUUUGACAUGACUGCCAUCAAAUGGUCACCACAAUGUGCCAUUGUUCACUUGUGGGAUGCUUGUGGUAUAUCAUGAGAAUGUGAGUAAAUAUUGGAACCAUGAUGUGAAAUAGUGUCAAAACUUAUGGCAUGGAUUGUAGUUUGUGCCCUUAUGAAUGAAGUUAUCACUCUAUGGAGGAUGUUUUUUCUUCAUAAUGUAGAAUGAUGCGAGUCCAAUCAUAUUCAUAGUGGCAUUUCCAGUGAGUUAUUGUGCAGAAAUUUGAGAAAGUGCAGCAUCUACAAAGUGCCUCUUUAGUGUGAGGCAGGAUACAUUUUUGUCUACCUUUAUUUAUGUGCACAUGUAUUUAUUAUAAUUUUAAACUGCAUUUAUUAAAGUUACUUUGCUUGGUAAUGGUCAAAGUAAGAUGGUGUGAAUAUGCAUUUCUUAUUCAAAUAAAUGUUUUAUUAUA